AAUAUGUCUCCAUUGGACUCUCGAAUGAGCGAGAAAGUGCCCAUAAUCAACAGACCAAAACCCUCAGAAAAAGCACAGGAUAAAAUAGACACUCUUACUCCCAAGCCCACAGUCGCCUCCAGGCCCUCCCCUGCAGUGACCACAGUGACCCCACCAUCACCUGUGGCCACGACUACCGCUGUCAAGCGGAAAGCUGAUACUCAAACGUCGGGAACAAAGCGAGCGAGGAAAGAGAGGGAGUCGGCAAAAGCAACCGCUACUGCAAGUACGACUCGGCAUAGCCGCGACGAGCAUGAUGCGGAUGUGAACAUGACAGUCGUCUCGUCUGCUACCCGACACACCGUCUGCAUACCAUCUCCCGCACCGGAGAGAACCUUGUCCUUAGAGAUCGGUGGUGGAAGCGAGGAUGAUACCGUCACUAUCGAGUUAGAAAAUACCCUGACAUCUUCAGCGUCAAGUGUCCACGUGCUCAAGUGUAUUUCAGCGGGCAAGGCAUCCUGGGAAGCCAUGAUCACGAGCCCUGGUAUCGCGCUGGCGGGAAGCAGGAAUAUUGUGUGCGUGGCCUGUGCAAAUAAAAGUCUUUGCGUGUUUUCGUUUUCUGGAAGGAGGCUCCAGCCGCCUCUCAUGCUAGAAUCUUGCGCCUCCGUACUUCAAGCCAGCGGUCACCACGUAUUAGUAGUGACGUCAUCAGGGGGUGUUUACGUUUGGGACACCAAGUCUUCUUCUGUCGUAGUGAAAAACGAGUCAGUCUUUCCGAUCCUUCCGGCCGGAAGUGACGUCACUAUUGCGCGAACCUCAAUAUCAGAACGAGGCUAUCCUGUACUCACUCUCUCGAACCAAGCCUCGUACUCGUUUGAGCCUUGCGUGGGAGCCUGGAUCCAGCUCGUUCGUGCUGAGGACCCGCUCCUUCUAAAUGCCGAUUACCAGGCUUCCAUGUUCCGCCAGGACCCGUUCUGCGCCCGCGGUCCUUUGGCCCAGCUGCAGGGCCACAGCACCAGAUUGGCUCGUCAGGGAGGCCGCAUGUUCCGUUCCAACCCGAGCAAACAGCAGACAGCCACUAUGUCACACCUGGAGAACCAGCUAUCAGUAUGCCUGACGCUAGGAUCUGCAGACGAGUAUCAUUUUUGGCUCCUGACUUACGUACGUUACCUGGCACAAGCAGGGUGCGAGUCAAGACUGAGGGAGAUCUGCGAAGACCUCCUGGGACCGCCACACAGGAGCAAUGUUUCAGAUAAACGAACUGGGUGGAACCCGAAGGUUCUGAGCUUCAAAAGACGCGACCUUUUAGUCGAAAUUCUCCCCAUUAUAGGUACAAAUAUUCGUCUUCAACGACUCUUCACCGAGUUCAAGGACCAAUUAGAUGUCGUCGCGCGAUGAGCUACAUAACCAGUCAAACAGGUUAUCGUCAUUAUUGGAAACAGGUCAGACUAGUAAUGUGUGAGUUGAAAAAGAGAUGGAGAUAGUAGAGGGGAAACAUGAGGGGACAUGAAAAAAAGUCACAGAGCUGAUCAACUCGAAACGGAUUUUAUGUGAAACAAAACUAAGAGAAUCAACUCAUACAGUAUCAGCCAACUGAAAUCGGCUGUACACGAAUAAUAUCAAAAGCCCAACAGAUCUCUUCACCGAGUUCAAGGACCAAUUAGAUGUCGUCGCGCGAUGAGCUACAUAACCAGUCAAACAGGUUAUCGUCAUUAUUGGAAACAGGUCAGACUAGUAAUGUGUGAGUUGAAAAAGAGAUGGAGAUAGUAGAGGGGAAACAUGAGGGGACAUGAAAAAAAGUCACAGAGCUGAUCAACUCGAAACGGACUUUUAUGUGAAACAAAACUAAGAGAAUCAACUCAUACAGUAUCAGCCAACUGAAAUCGGCUGUACACGAAUAAUAUCAAAAGCCCAACAGAUUUGUAAGCUGCUUUGCUGUUAAUCACUCGAAACUGUAGUUAAGUAUAAACAAUAAACUGGUUUGGAGUUCGAAUUCUCUUUGGUAUAACUUUUUAGUCUCUAUGAUAUAUAUAAAACUUUUUUGGCCGAAACAGUUUAUUCAUUUAAAAAUAAUAGGCUUAAUAAUCUUCUUAAUUCUUAUCCUUUAAUCAUCAUUACUCAGGUAUCGUCUUAUUAGAUACGAGACAUGUAAACUAGAAAUGGACUGUUUGAUUGACAGCUUCUGUAAAAGAGGUGGUAUCUAUCUCUCUAUGCCUUCACUGUCGCUGUCCUUAUCACACAAUAAAACCCUUAGUCCUUA
This is a messenger RNA of Nematostella vectensis (starlet sea anemone), 2239 nucleotides long. Its product is annotated as protein HIRA. The record is from RefSeq and is a predicted model, not a curated record. Gene Ontology annotation, molecular function: nucleosome binding; protein binding. NCBI's taxonomy places the organism in Eukaryota, Metazoa, Cnidaria, Anthozoa, Actiniaria, Edwardsiidae. Gene Ontology annotation, cellular component: HIR complex; nucleus. Gene Ontology annotation, biological process: chromatin remodeling; regulation of DNA-templated transcription; DNA-templated transcription.